UUUAUAGGCUUAUUAAGUUCUGUUUUUGGAAAGUAAAUACAUUUAUUAAUGUAAUUUGAUAUAAACAAACAACAAACAGUUCGAAAAACUCACAAUUAGGUUUGUUACUUCAGUUUGUGGGUGGCACAACCAUAUCAUUUCAUGAUUUAUACUCCGAAUAAUAACUGCUUUACUUAAAUCAUGUUUCUCAUAAUUAUCUUGGUCACAGCUAGACAAAAUAGUCGUUCCCUAAUCUAUUGUCUAGUUAUAAAGCAGUUGAGCUGGGUAAAUACACAAACCCUAUACUUUAUGGCAGACCUGUAAAACUUAAGCCUUGUGCUUAAAAUGACGAGCAACAGAUGAGUAAUCAAAAAUGAUGAAUUGUUUGUUUGCCUUUCUGGGGACUCUGGCAUUUCGGGGCUAAUUUUGCAUAACCCUUUGGCAACAGCAUUUCAGUUAGGGCCGGUUAUCUGAGCAGGAAGUGUUUGCUUGCCAUAAGCCAAAAUGGAUAAAGAGCAGCGGAAACUGCAGCAAAAUGGCAACGAACCUAGGAUCGUUUCGGGAUUGAAUCAUCCUCUGAAGACUCCUCCACCUGGAGAACAAACGAGGGCAGUGCGACGACAGUUGGUGGCCGUCAUCCUGGCCAAUGUGGGUGUCAUCUCAACGGGAUUGACCUUGGCUCUGCCCACUGCUACUUUGCACCAACUCAAGAGCACCACGGAACCCGUGCACCUUAAUGAUUCCCAGGCAACCUGGUUCGCCUCGGUCAACGCUCUAUCAGCUCCUCUGGGUGGACUACUCUCGGGUUGCCUGCUCGACAGGAUCGGCAGGAAGAGGUCCUUGAUCCUGCUCAAUGUGAUCACUGUUCUGGCCUGGAUUCUCCUAGCCACGCCAAGUCAAAGCGACUCAAACCACUUCUUUUGGCAGCUCAUCGUCGCGAGAUUUAUUCUGGGUAUUGGAAUGGGUUUGGCCAGCGCUCCUCCAGGAGUUUAUGCAGCCGAGAUCAGUGUGCCUAAGACGCGGGGCAGCCUCAUUCUGGGCACCUCCAUUUCGGUGGCCGGUGGCAUAACGAUUCUCUACGCGAUCGGCUACUUCAUUCGCGAUGACUUCCGGCUGAUUUCCUUGAUCUGCUGUGGCUACCAGCUGGUCGCCUUGCUCUGUGUUCUGCCACUCCCAGAAAGCCAUUGCUGGUUGCUAUCCAAAAAGCGAGUCACGGAGGCCAAGAGAUCUCUCAACUACUUUCGCGGAUUCGAUAAGUCGGAUGAAAUCACACAUCCCCAAGUGCUGGAGGAGUUCCAACUGCUGCACAAAUCGCUGCAACAACGCGAUGCCGAGGUGAAGGAGUCUCUCCUUUGGAGUCUCAAGCAUCCGGAGGUGCGGAAGCCACUGGGCAUCCUGAUGACCCUGUUCGCCUUCCAGCAGCUGACCGGCAUCUUCGUGGUCAUCGUGUUCGCAGUUCAGAUCUCCGAGGAGGCUGGCAUCAAAGUGGAUCCCUUCGUGUGCGCCGUGCUGAUUGGUUUGGCCCGCCUGGUUACCACUUGUCCCAUGGGCUACAUCCUGGAGCUCUGGGGUCGGCGGAGGGCGGGAAUGAUCUCCGCAACGGGCAUGGCCAUCUGCAUGUUCCUCUUGGCCGGACAGAGCCAAGUGGAGUUCCUGAGAACGGUUCCCUAUCUUCCAGUGGUGGCCAUCGUGGGCUUCAUUGUGCUGAGCACCUUGGGUCUCUACACCCUGCCCUUCUUCAUGAUCUCCGAGCUGUUCCCCCAAAGGGUUAGGGGUCCUGCCUCGGGAGUCACGGUUGCCGUGGGCAUGUUCAUCUCCUUCCUGGUCCUGAAAACCUAUCCCGGUGUGAAGAACUCCAUUGGACUGGCGAACUGCUUCAUCUUCUUCGGGGUAAUGGCUUUGCUGGCCCUGCUCUUCAUUUACUGGGCUCUUCCGGAGACAAGACGACGCACUCUCCUGGAGAUCGAGGAGCAGUUCCGAACGGGGAAGAGCAGUAGACCCCGAAACCCAGUCGAUGUGGAAAUGAAGGAGGUGUUCGUACGCAAGCCGGAGGAGUAAUCUAAUUUGAUAUAGAGUUACCUUAGGUAGAACAUAGAGUGCCUAGUACUGUGAUAGAUAAUAACUACGGAAAUAAAACAAGGUUGACAAAAGAUAACAAAACUUCUUUUAGGAAUUCAUUAUAUGUAUCAUAUAUGUUUACUUGCACUGCCAAUCUAAUUGAAAUAGAAAGUAACUGAAAAUCAAGUUUAUAAUGUUGACCUGUUGUACAAUUAUCUACAUUUAAGUACUUGAGGAAUAGUUAGACUCUCUUUUAAGGUAAAAUAAAUCCAAAACAAAUUCACAGUAUAUAAAUUUAACAAUUUACUAGUAAAGAGUUUCGUUACCAGA
Drosophila ficusphila is the source of this 2367-nucleotide messenger RNA. RefSeq names its product solute carrier family 2, facilitated glucose transporter member 8. Lineage: Eukaryota; Metazoa; Arthropoda; Insecta; Diptera; Drosophilidae. The record is from RefSeq and is a predicted model, not a curated record. The coding region runs from base 484 to 2037 and encodes 517 amino acids. Gene Ontology annotation, biological process: transmembrane transport; carbohydrate transport. Gene Ontology annotation, molecular function: sugar transmembrane transporter activity. The transcript has 4 exons. Gene Ontology annotation, cellular component: membrane.